Molecule: messenger RNA, 472 nt
Organism: Helicoverpa zea (corn earworm)
Lineage: Eukaryota; Metazoa; Arthropoda; Insecta; Lepidoptera; Noctuidae
Product: single-pass membrane and coiled-coil domain-containing protein 4
Exons: 1
Coding region: 8-190 (60 amino acids)
Source: RefSeq, a predicted model, not a curated record
CAUAAUCAUGCGGAAACUAAAGGGAGCAGUUAAAGAAACAGCUAGACAAAAGCGAGAGCGGAAACAAGAGUUUGCCAAAAUGCGACAACAAAUUCAUACAGUUGUUUUGCCUACUUUCGCGGUAAUUUUUCUGUUAAUUUGCGUAUACGUGUACCUAAAAACCAGGCCGACAGCGAUGCAGUACGCGUAACAUAGGUAGCUCUAAGGUGUGUGAAAAUUGUACAUAGUAAUUAUAUAUGCCAUCAGUUUAUAUUGGUUUGAGAAAAUGUAUUUAUUAAUGUUAUAAGGUUGUGAGCCGAAGUAUAUGUAACAUAUUAACUGUGCUGAGUACUUAUUGUCACAGUAUUCCCCUACUUGUAAUUAUUGAAGUGUGCUGUAUACAUUCCACUUUAUUCGUCCACAUAUCAAUAUUAUUUUUGACAUACAAAUAUGCCAAAAUUAAUGUAAAUAAUAGAAUAAAGUUAUUAAAUUA